GAGGGGCGGCCGCCGCCCGCCUGCGCUCAGAGACUCACGCAGCCCCAGUCCCGCCAGUCCGCCAACACUGUAGUGCCGGCCCCCCUGCUUUCCUGGCCCUUCCCCCUCCCCGCCUUUGGCUCGCUCCGCCUUUCUGCCCCCCACCCCCACCUCACGGGCACGGGCCAUUCCCGGCCAGGAAACGCCGUGGCGCCGCGUUGGGCCUAACUCGAGUCCUGCUGCCUCCCGGGAGUGCCGUGCGCCGCAGCCCGGGCCCAGGCCCCGGCAGCGCCUGGGACAAGGUCUUCAGAGCUACUGGAAGAUAAUUUUUGGGGACUUCAUAUUCAGAGGUCUAUAAAAAGGCUUCCUCAUGUCCAUAACAUGUUGGUUGAGGCUCCGCAGCUCACCCCCACUCUCAGAGUGGCCAGUCUCCAUUAAUUGGACCCCGUGAUUUCUACUUUCUGCUGUGUUGGACGUCAUGAGCAUUGCAAUCCCUCUGGGAGUCACCACACCAGAUACAUCCUACUCAGAUAUGGCUGCUGGAUCAGACCCUGAAUCUGUGGAGGCUAGUCCAGCAGUUAAUGAGAAGAGCGUGUAUUCCACUCAUAAUUAUGGGACCACUCAGAGGCAUGGGUGUCGAGGACUGCCUUAUGCUGAUCAUAAUUACGGAGCCCCUCCUCCUCCGACACCUCCUGCUUCUCCCCCUGUCCAGACGAUCAUCCCUCGUUCUGACCUGAAUGGCCUGCCGUCGCCCGUAGAGGAACGCUGUGGAGACAGCCCGAACUCUGAAGGAGAGACUGUUCCUACCUGGUGUCCUUGUGGUCUUUCUCAGGAUGGCUUCCUUCUCAGCUGUGACAAGUGCAGGGGAAUGAGCAGGGGGAAGGUUAUUAGACUUCAUCGGCGGAAGCAGGACAACAUAUCAGGUGGGGAUAGCAGUGCAACAGAAAGCUGGGAUGAGGAGCUUUCUCCUUCCACUGUGUUGUAUACAGCAACACAGCACACACCUACAAGCAUCACCUUAACUGUUAGAAGAACCAAACCCAAGAAGCGCAAAAAGAGUCCAGAAAAGGGUCGUGCAGCACCAAAGACGAAGAAAAUCAAGGCAUUUCGAGAGGGAUCCCGGAAGUCCUUGCGGAUGAAGAAUUCUCCUUCUGAAGCACAGAAUUUAGAUGAGAAUACAACUGAGGGAUGGGAAAAUCGGAUAAGACUGUGGACUGAUCAGUAUGAAGAAGCUUUCACUAAUCAGUACAGUGCAGAUGUACAGAACGCCCUUGAACAACACCUACAUUCUAGCAAGGAAUUUGUGGGCAAACCUGCUAUUUUAGACACUAUUAAUAAGACUGAAUUGGCCUGUAAUAAUACAGUUAUUGGUUCCCAAAUGCAGCUACAGUUGGGAAGAGUCACUCGUGUUCAAAAGCACCGGAAGAUCCUGAGGGCUGCAAGAGAUUUGGCUUUGGACACCCUUAUAAUAGAGUAUCGAGGGAAAGUCAUGUUACGACAGCAAUUUGAGGUCAACGGGCAUUUCUUCAAAAAACCAUACCCCUUUGUGCUCUUCUACUCAAAAUUCAAUGGUGUAGAGAUGUGUGUGGAUGCACGUACUUUCGGUAAUGAUGCUCGGUUCAUCAGAAGAUCAUGUACACCAAAUGCAGAGGUACGACACAUGAUUGCAGAUGGGAUGAUUCACCUGUGUAUCUACGCUGUGUCUGCCAUCACCAAGGAUGCCGAGGUCACCAUAGCAUUUGAUUAUGAGUACAGUAACUGCAGUAAUUAUAAAGUGGACUGUGCAUGUCACAAGGGGAACCGGAAUUGCCCUAUACAGAAAAGGAAUCCCAAUGCUGCAGAACUGCCACUCCCACCUCCUCCAAGCCUGCCCACCAUCGGAGCAGAGACAAGACGUAGAAAAGCACGACGGAAAGAGCUAGAGAUGGAGCAGCAGAAUGAGGCUCCAGAAGAGGAUAACAACCAGCAACCAGAACAAGUCCCUGAGAAAGUAAAUGUAUCCAGUGACCAUGAGGAAAUAGACAAUCCAGAAGAAAAAGUAGAAGAAGAGAAAGAAGAAGUUACAGAUGACCAGGAGAACCCAGCUCAUAGCAGGAGGACCCGGGAAGAUAGGAAGGUCGAAGCCAUCAUGCAUGCUUUCGAAAACUUAGAGAAAAGAAAGAAGCGGCGGGAUCAGCCCUUGGAACAAAGCAACUCUGACAUAGAGAUUACUAGCACCACCUCAGAGACUCCUGUGGGAGAAGAAACAAAAACUGAAGCCGCUGAGUCUGAAGUUAGCAACUCUGCUUCAAACGUUGCCAUCCCGAGCACCCCACAGAGUGUUGGAGUGAACACCCGGAGGUCUUCGCAAGCAGGGGAUGUUGCUGCAGAAAAACCAGUCCCCAAACCACCUCCAGCAAAGCCUUCUCGGCCCCGACCGAAGAGUCGAAUUUCUCGGUACCGGACCAGUUCAGCCCAAAGACUAAAGCGUCAGAAGCAGGCCAUUGCACAGCAGGCGGAGUUGUCACAAGCUGCCUUGGAAGAGGGAGGAAAUAACAGCUCAGUAACUCCUACUGAAGCUGGAAGUAUAGAUAGUUCAGGAGAAAACAGGCAAUUAACAGGGUCUGACCCAACUGUGGUAUCAGUUACUGGAUCCCACAUCAACCGUACUGCAUCUAAAUACCCCAAAACCAAAAAGUAUCUAGUUACAGAAUGGUUGAAUGACAAAGCGGAGAAGCCAGAAUGCCCUGUUGAGUGCCCUUUACGUAUCACCACGGAUCCAACUGUACUGGCAACGACCCUGAAUAUGUUACCUGGUCUUAUCCAUUCCCCGUUAAUUUGCACCACCCCCAAACACUACAUUCGUUUUGGCUCACCCUUUAUCCCAGAGAGGCGUCGAAGGCCCCUUCUGCCUGAUGGCACGUUCAGCUCCUGUAAAAAGCGCUGGAUAAAGCAAGCCUUGGAAGAAGGGAUGACUCAGACAUCAUCUGUACCCCAAGAGACUAGAACUCAGCACCUAUACCAAAGUAAUGAGAAUAGCAACUCUUCUAGUAUCUGCAAAGACAAUGCAGACUUGUUGAGCCCAUUAAAGAAAUGGAAGUCUCGCUAUCUGAUGGAGCAGAAUGUCACCAAGUUACUGCGGCCUCUUUCUCCAGUCACACCACCCCCUCCCAAUCCAGGCUCAAAGAGCCCCCAGCUGACCACACCUGGCCCAUCUCACCCAGAAGAGGAGUGUCGAAAUGGAUACAGCCUCAUGUUCUCACCAAUCACGUCUCUUACUACUGCUAGUCGCUGCAAUACUCCUCUGCAGUUUGAGAACAUAUCCUCCCCUGAGAGUUCCCCUGCGAAUAGGCCCGAGUCCCUGUCACCCGAGCUUUGUCACCGAAAAGACCUGGACUUGACAAAAGUAGGCUACCUUGACUCCAACACUAACAGCUGUGCUGACAGACCUUCCCUGAUCAACUCGGGUCAUUCUGACCUGGCUCCUCAUCCCUCCAUCGGGCCCACCUCUGAGACUGGCUUUCCAAGUAGGAGUGGAGAUGGACAUCAGACCCUUGUGAGAAACUCGGACCAGGCAUUUCGGACAGAGUUUAACUUAAUGUAUGCCUACUCCCCAUUGAACGCUAUGCCUCGAGCAGAUGGAUUGUAUCGUGGAUCUCCUCUAGUAGGGGAUAGGAAGCCUUUACAUUUGGAUGGGGGAUAUUGUUCCCCUGCAGAAGGGUUUCCCAGCAGAUAUGAACAUGGUUUUAUGAAAGACCUCUCUCGUGGAUCUAUGUCACCUGGUGGCGAAAGGGCUUGUGAAGGAGUCCCAUCUGCCCCCCAGAACCCACCGCAGAGGAAAAAGGUGUCCCUGCUGGAGUACCGCAAACGGAAACAAGAAGCCAAGGAGAAUUCUGCCAGUGGGGGAGGGGACUCUGCACAGAGCAAAAGCAAGUCUGCAGGAGCUGGGCAGAGUGGCAGUAACUCACUGUCAGAUGCUGGUGCCCAUGGUGUGCAGGGGUCCUCAGCCCGGACUCCAUCUUCCCCUCACACAAAAUUCUCCCCAUCCCAUUCCUCUACGUCACAUAUGGAGGCGGUCAGCCCAUCAGAUUCCAGAGGCACUUCAUCUCACUGCAGACCUCAAGAGAAUAUCAGCAGUAGGUGGAUGGUUCCCACGUCAGUAGAACGACUUCGAGAGGGAGGGAGCAUCCCCAAGGUCCUCAGAACCAGUGUGAGGGUGGCCCAAAAAGGAGAGCCUUCUCCCACUUGGGAAAGUACCAUCACAGAGAAAGACUCAGACCCUGCAGAUGGAGAAGGCCCGGAGACACUGAGCUCAGCGCUCUCUAAAGGAGCAGCCGUUUACAGCCCUUCCAGAUACAGCUACCAGCUCCUGCAGUGUGAUAGUCCACGGACAGAAUCACAAAGCCUCCUUCAACAGAGUUCCUCCCCCUUUAGAGGACAUCCUACCCAAUCUCCAGGAUACAGUUAUCGAACUACUGCACUGAGACCUGGAAAUCCCCCCUCUCAUGGUUCUUCAGAAUCCUCCCUCUCUUCUACGUCGUAUUCCAGCCCUGCCCACCCUGUGUCCACAGACUCGUUGGCCCCAUUUACGGGGACACCAGGGUAUUACAGCAGCCAGCCACAUUCUGGAAACAGCACCGGCAGCAAUCUUCCAAGGAGGAGCUGCCCUUCUAGUGCUGCUAGCCCUAGCCCACAGGGCCCCUCAGACUCGCCGACCUCAGACUUGGUUUCCCAGCCCAGCACAGGAACUCUGAGUUCCACCUCCUUUCCUCAGAACUCUAGGUCGUCAUUGCCAUCAGACUUACGGACUAUCAGUCUGCCCAGUGCUGGGCAGUCAGCUGCCUACCAGGCCUCCAGGGUAUCUGCGGUUUCCAAUUCACAGCACUACUCACACCGCGGGAGUGGGGGUGUGCACCAGUACCGACUCCAGCCACUGCAAGGGUCAGGAGUCAAGACUCAGACAGGACUUUCCUAGGGCUUCUGGAUUUGGGCAAACAGAACUGAAUGAGCCCAUAGCUGCUUCCUUCCAGCUGCCUCUGGAACCUAGGCCGAGCAUAUUGCUGGGGAAGGGGGUACAAGGUGCCAGAGGAUUGGGUCUGGUCGACAAGAAACAAGACUUGUGGUCGCGACUGGCUCUGGCCUUGGAGAAAGAUGUAAAUCUUGUCUGAAGCAGAGACUAUAAAGAAGUUUCUCCCUGCUGUUAAGGGUACAUUGUUGACAAGCAAAUGGUGUUUCGGUUAGUAAUGGUUCUAAGUGCAAUGAGUUGUGUUGAAGCCUUUGUCUCCCAUCCUUGCCUGUAGCCUGUAGUCACUUGUGCAGUGAGGACAUCUUUUUAAAUACAAAAAAAAAAAAAAAAAAAAAACCAUUUUUUUC
Molecule: messenger RNA, 5331 nt
Organism: Diceros bicornis minor
Lineage: Eukaryota; Metazoa; Chordata; Mammalia; Perissodactyla; Rhinocerotidae
Gene: SETD5
Product: SET domain containing 5
Exons: 25
Coding region: 458-4933 (1491 amino acids)
Molecular function (GO): protein binding
Source: RefSeq, a predicted model, not a curated record